GGCUGCCCAUGUGAACGUGCGGAACAAGCCGGCUACAGAACUCACGGUCACGUUCACUCCACCUCCUGCACCCACAAACACCCACUUCAAUUUCCCAAGAAGAGGAACUUCAAGGGUCGAGGAAUUCCUAGCGAUAAAGCUUUUCAAUAUUUGAACUUAAAGGGAACUCUCAAACUUUGUUUCCAUUCCAAUCAUGGCAGCUCUGAAGGCUUUGGUCGACGAUUGGAUGAAGAUGGAUCGGAAUGAAAAAACGCGUCAAGAGAUUCAACGUUUAUGGGACAGUGGCCAAGAAGAUGAGCUUGAACGACGAUUGAGGACUCGAAUAGAGUUUGGAACUGCAGGCCUUCGUGGAAAGAUGGAGGCAGGGUGGUCACGAAUGAAUGACCUCAUCAUCAUCCAAGCCUCUCAGGGUCUCUGUCAGUACGUGAUCGACAAUGUACACGACGCCCACUCCAGAGGUGUAGUCAUCGGUCAUGACCAUCGACAUAAUUCGGAACGGUGGGCACAACUCGCUGCUGUUGCCUUUAUCGACAAGGGGAUGAAGGUCUAUCUACAUCGUGGUUUUGUUCACACUCCGUUGGUCCCAUUCAGCGUAAAAGACUUGAAUGCAGCUUGCGGCGUCAUGAUAACCGCCAGUCAUAAUCCAAAAGAUGAUAACGGAUACAAGGUCUACUGGGAAAACGCCAUACAGAUUAUCGAACCUCAUGACAAAGGGAUAUCGGUUUCCAUUCAACACAAUCUCACUCCUCAAACGUGGUCAACAGAAUCCUUGCAAAAUUCAAAUUGUUUAGAUGUCACUCAGGAAAUGACAGACGCGUAUUUCCUGAGUAUCGAAAACCUGAGACUUCCAAACUAUUCAGCCAACACAGAAAUGCGGCCAUUUGUCAAUACCUCGAUGCAUGGCGUGGGACAUUCAUUUCUUGCCACAGCCUUUGAACGUUUCAACGUUCCAUAUAUACCGGUGGUAGAGCAGGCAUCUCCCAAUCCUGAUUUCCCUACCGUAGCUUACCCUAACCCAGAGGAGAAAGGUGCUUUGAACCUCGCUCUCGCAACCGCUGAUAGAGAAGAAGCCGAUUAUGUGCUUGCACAAGAUCCCGACGCGGAUCGCUUCGCUGCUGCAGAGAGACAGCCCAACGGACAGUGGUUGACAUUCACCGGAGAUCAGCUUGGCACUGUGUUCGCUGGUCAAGUGCUCCGUGCCUAUGUCGCAUCCGGCAAGCCCAUCGAUAGACUUGCGAUGGUGGCGUCGACGGUCAGUUCGAAGAUGAUUGAAGCGAUGGCAAAAUUGGAAGGAUUUAAGUUUGCGGAAUGUCUUACUGGUUUCAAGUACAUCGGGAAUACUGCGUUAGACCUAACACAACAAGGAUUCGAAGUGCCGUUUGGCUAUGAGGAAGCUAUUGGGUUUAUGUUCGGUCCUACGGUGCGGGAUAAGGACGGGGUGGCAGCUUCCGUCAUGUUCGCUCAAAUAGUUACGAUUCUACGUGGCCAAGGAAAAACCGUCAAAUCUUACCUGGAUGAGCUUUACGCGCGUUAUGGAUUUUUCAUGGUAACUAAAAUCGUGCAGAUCAGAUUACGCUCUACAGCGGUGACGACUUUCUAGACAAGUAACAGUUACUUCAUCUGUCGGACGCCGACAACCAUUGACAGGAUUUUCCUACGUAUCCGUAACUUUAAUACUUCCGGUACCGAGAACACGAUCGAACGCUACCCUCAAGAAAUUGCCGGGCUUCGAGUGACGAGCGUAUCGGAUCUUACAACCGGGUACGACAGUACCAAUCCGCCCACAUAUAAGCCCAAACUCCCACUCUCCUCUGGACAUAUGAUCCAAUUCAGAGCUGAAAGGACAUCCGACGGAACCAGGAUAAUUCUUACCAUCCGAACAAGUGGCACUGAGCCGAAGGUAGAAAUAAAUUUAGAUUGUUUCAAAAAAAAUGAAACAGCACGUUGACAACAUUGACUUGUUAGAUCAAAUACUAUCUGGAAGGUAACGGGAAAGACAAGCAAGUGGUUGCUGAGCUACUGCCGUCAGUCGUAGGAGAAUUAGGGAACGUCUGGAUGGAGGCCGAGAAGAAUAGUUUAGGUCGACCGUAAAGUCGACCGCCGUAGGCACUGAAAUGAAUCCAUGGGCCAGUGCCAUCGACCUCACAGUUGAUUAUGGAAAAACUUAGCUACGACCGAUAGGUUCUUCUUCUCAGCUUAGUAAAUUCACGCAGGCAUACGAGGAAUAAGUAAACCUGGUGCUCUCAUAGAUUGGCCGAUAUCGUUCAUCAGUGC
Molecule: messenger RNA, 2274 nt
Organism: Marasmius oreades (fairy-ring Marasmius)
Lineage: Eukaryota; Fungi; Basidiomycota; Agaricomycetes; Agaricales; Marasmiaceae
Exons: 20
Coding region: 194-1600 (468 amino acids)
Biological process (GO): carbohydrate metabolic process; purine ribonucleoside salvage
Molecular function (GO): phosphopentomutase activity; magnesium ion binding
Source: RefSeq, a predicted model, not a curated record